Messenger RNA from Clonostachys rhizophaga, 927 nucleotides. Lineage: Eukaryota; Fungi; Ascomycota; Sordariomycetes; Hypocreales; Bionectriaceae. The record is from the annotation of a GenBank genome assembly.
AUGGCUCCUCUCGUUUGGAUGGUCACAGGUAGCACGUCGGGAAUUGGCGCCGCGCUUGUUAAUCAGAUCAUUGCCCGCGGCGACAAGGUCAUCGCAUCCGGGCGCAAGACGGAAGAACGUCUGGGCCACUUGAAGUCCGAUAAUGUCGCCCUCUUGGAUUUAGACAUUACUUCUGAAUGGCCAGAAAUAAAGGCUAAGAUGGAAAAGGCCUGGGAGACGUUCGGACAUAUCGACGUCCUGGUCAACAACGCUGGUACCUCGUCCCUAAAGAGUGCCGAAGACGCAGAUGAGACCUUUAUAAACCAAAUGUUCCAAGUCAACGUGUUUGGCCACAUGAAAGUCACACGUGCAAUUCUUCCGUUCCUUCGCGCGCAGGGACACGGCCGGAUCGGCUUUACUUCUUCUUCCAGUGAAUGGGGUCCGAUACCCUUCAUGUCGCAUUACGCAGCAUCCAAAGCAGCCCUGAGCACAUAUGUGGAGAGUCUACAUAAGGAAGUCCGUCCGCUAGGCAUCGAGUGCGUGAGCUUCGCUUGUGGUGGGUUCCCGACAAACCUGGGCCAGCCACGAGACAGUGGCACAGCAGGUUUUGGAAGCGAAGGAACUUCGAUCCAAGCCUAUCAGCCCCUUAUGGCAGACAUCGCGGGUAUGAUGAUGGAAGACCCCAUGGCCUUUAUGCCAGGUGACUUGGUCAAGUUGUCCACUGUCUUGGUGAAUAUCCUUAGCAAGGAGGGACUUGAGGCUAAGCUCCCGUGGUCUGUGAACAUUGCUUUGGGGUCAGAUGCAUUUCUCAUGGGCAAGAAAAGGGUUGAGGAGCACAAGAUUCAAUUGGACAGAUGGAAAGAUGUCAGCUGCAGCACGGAUCGCCUCCCGGGCACUUAUACGAUCAAGGAGCGCUACUCGGGGUUGAUAUCAUUGCUAGAGGAGUAA